AUGGCCAUGGCGGCCGUGGGCGUCGGCGGCGCAGUGGCCUCCCUCCUCCCGCAGCGCCGCCGCCGCGGUGGCACCGUCACCUGGAGCGGCGCGGCGGCCUGCAGCGGGCGGCGGCGGGCAUCCGUGGCGGUGCGCGCGUCGUACGAGGCCGGGGUGGGCGUGAUGGCGACCAAGGUGGGGAUGAUGACCUACUUCGAGCCGGAGACGGGGAAGCCGGUGCCGGUGACCGUCGUCGGGUUCCGGGAGGGCGGCAACGUGGUGACGCAGGUGAAGACGGCCGCCACGGACGGGUACGACGCCGUCCAGGUCGGGUACCACGGCGUGCGCGAGGACAAGCUCACCCGCCCGGAGCUGGGCCACCUGGGCAAGGCCGGCGCCCCGCCGCUGAAGCACCUGCAGGAGUUCAGGCUCACCGCCGUCGACAGCUUCGAGCCCGGCCAGCCGCUCGACUUCGCCGACCUCUUCAAAGAGGGCGACCUCAUCGACGUCUCCGGCAACACCAUCGGCAAGGGCUUCCAAGGUGGCAUCAAGAGGCACAACUUCAAGCGCGGGCUGAUGACGCACGGUUCUAAGAGCCACAGGCAGCUGGGUUCCAUCGGAGCCGGGACGACGCCGGGGCGCGUGUACAAGGGGAAGAAGAUGCCCGGGAGGAUGGGAGGGACCAAGACCAAGAUCAGGAAGCUCAAGAUCGUCAAGAUCGACAACGACCUCCGGGUGCUCAUGAUCAAGGGCGCCGUACCAGGGAAGCCCGGGAACCUCCUCCGCAUCACGCCGGCCAAGAUCGUCGGCAAGAACAUCCCCAAGAACUAG
This is a messenger RNA of Miscanthus lutarioriparius, 810 nucleotides long. The record is from the annotation of a GenBank genome assembly. NCBI's taxonomy places the organism in Eukaryota, Viridiplantae, Streptophyta, Magnoliopsida, Poales, Poaceae.